CUUGGCGGUUACGCCAUCAGCGCCAUAUGAAAUAGGUAAACAGAUCGACGCAUCUGCUACUCUCUCCAGUAGGUACGCAUGAAGUGGGUAACAGGGGAUCGCUGUUUUCAUUCUCUUCCUGGAAAUACUCUAAUAAAUUUAGCACGAGCUGUCGGCCUUCUCCAUUGAUCGUAUAUCAGGGCAUUGUACAAUUUUAUAUUGAAGACUGAUAACAG
Acanthoscelides obtectus is the source of this 215-nucleotide messenger RNA. The record is from the annotation of a GenBank genome assembly. Lineage: Eukaryota; Metazoa; Arthropoda; Insecta; Coleoptera; Chrysomelidae.